Molecule: messenger RNA, 2193 nt
Organism: Cataglyphis hispanica
Lineage: Eukaryota; Metazoa; Arthropoda; Insecta; Hymenoptera; Formicidae
Product: E3 ubiquitin-protein ligase MARCHF8
Exons: 6
Coding region: 928-1842 (304 amino acids)
Biological process (GO): protein polyubiquitination; antigen processing and presentation of peptide antigen via MHC class II; immune response
Cellular component (GO): late endosome membrane; early endosome membrane; cytoplasm
Molecular function (GO): MHC protein binding; ubiquitin protein ligase activity; zinc ion binding
Source: RefSeq, a predicted model, not a curated record
CGCCUACGUUAUGGCGGCAGAGCAGAAAAAUGAGGUACACAGCCCGUUGCGGUGGAAGGGCUGCGAUGUGGACGGAUCGCGGUUUUGUUGUUAUUUUGCGUAUUGAGACGAGUGUCGGCGCGUUUUCUCGCGGCGGACCGUAUGCGAUGCGUGCCAGGUGCGACGAGACGAGCGUAUAGAGCUCCCUACGUAAUUCCUACGCCAAUACGGAACGGGUCGCCCGUGUCGUGUCAUUGACUCAGGACGAAGUGUCAAAAUUUAUCCGAGCCCGUUUUUUCCCCUGCCCUCCCCGCGGUGCUUGAAAAGGAGAGAGAGAGAGAGAGACCGAGAGAUAUUAAAAUCUCUUCCACGAAUAAAAUCUUGCCAAUCGACAAUCUCUGUACGGCUGGUACGUCGUCCCGUGAUACGAGAAGACGCGACUUGUAUGUACAUACGUACGAGCGUUAGCAGAAGUAAGAACAUGUAUACAUGACAACGUCAGCGUGCUUUGUUUUCUUCCUCUUACAGUGUCGCUAAAUCUCGUAUAGAGCGAGUCGAUGAGUUAUUACGCUUGUUGAUAAACGGAAAGACUCUGAAGACUCGCGACGGCUUAGUGCGACGUGCAUCAUUCGUUAUCGCUUUGUUAGUGCUUUUUUUAAAACUUUUUUUUUUAAACUUGAACGAUUUCUUCAAUACGCGUGCGAGUUCUUAAACAUCGUGAAAAAAAAUCUAUUAUCUGCGGUGUUCAAUCUUACCUUUGCGCGAAAUGUCAUUGGACGUAUCGUUAAUGUACUCUGCAACUUGAUCCUAAAUAAUGCUGACUAUUCACAGGACACAAAUGAAUACGUAAUCUGUGUUGAAAUAUUAUUAAGAAUUCGUCAUUUACCUAAGAUGCAUUUAAUCAAAUUCAUUCAUCAGUGAUUAUAUAUUUGGCAAAGUUGGAGAGUGAUGCCGAUUCAUCAGAUUAAUGUUAAUCCGCCUGACUGGCAACCACCCUUGUCAAUUAGCCCUUCUAAUAAUACAAGUCCUGCUGGUGGAGAAAGUUUACCAGAAUGGACACCACGGGAAUCGAGUUAUGCCACAGUAGUUACUAUUAUACCGGAUCAUUGUCAUUCGUCUGUGAGCACAUUAUCUUCGACCAACCAUGAUAUUUGCAGAAUCUGCCAUUGUGAAGGUGAAGAAGGUGCUCCUUUAUUAGCGCCUUGCUAUUGCAGUGGCAGUUUGCGUUAUGUGCAUCAAGCUUGUCUUCAACAAUGGAUAAAGGCUUCGGAUACACGCGCCUGUGAAUUAUGCAAGUUUACAUUUAUUAUGCAUGCCAAGACAAAACCAUUUUGCGAAUGGGAAAAACUCGAAAUGUCUGCACUAGAAGUGCGAAAAUUAUGGUGCGCGGUUGCUUUUCACGCCGUAGCCGCACUUUGCGUAGCAUGGUCGUUGUAUGUACUUGUUGAACGAUCUGUAGAGGAAGCCCGUCGUGGAUUUGUCGAUUGGUCUUUCUGGACUAAAUUAAUAGUCGUCGUAAUCGGUUCUACUGGUGGUUUAGUCUUUAUGUAUAUUCAAUGCAAAGCGUACAUUACAUUAUGCAGAAAGUGGCGAGCGUUUAAUAGAGUGAUAUUUAUUCAAAACGCUCCCGAAAAAGUGGUGCUUCCUCCGUCACCUACAGACUCUUUGAGAGAAGUUACCUUGCCCCUGAAAGACCCAACUGCCUCGAUGGCUGAGAUCAACCGCACUCUGUUACCCCGUACCAUAGAUCCUGCAUGUGCCUCGCAGAUGUCGAAGACCGAUUCUGCCGCACCACAGAGGCACGACGCUCAAUUGAAACUUUAUGUAUUCGACAAAUUGUCCUCAUCCGAGGACAAUCUAUAAUCUAAUCUCGAAGAUUGAAAGCAUCGUACGUAAAAUCGCGCAUUAAAAGGUGAUUAGCCAAAUUUUCAGUUUGAAACAGAAAGAAAGAAAAAAAUGCGCGGUCUCGGACGCAACUGGAUAAUUUUAGACCAUACGAUUUCGGAACGGAAUUAUUCUCGUCGAAAUCGUCGAAUAUCCGCCCUUGUGCAGCACUUUUCCUUUCUCAAAACUUAGUACUUCAGUGCUUACAGUGUUGACAGUGGGAUAGAGAUGAAAGUGAACAGUUCUUGGAUGCUGAUGCUUUCUUACAUAUUGUACAUAAUUAUUGUAUCUGUGAUGUUAUUAAAUAAACUUUACCAUAUUUAAACAAUA